CUCAGCCUCUUUCUUCGAUCUCGCCGACGAACGACACCGUGGGUUUCAACAUCUCAGACUCUUUCUUCGAUCUCGACACUCGACGGUUUCAACAUCUCAGAUUUUCUUCAGUUUCGCCUUUUUUCAUUCGGCUUAAGAUGGAAGAAGCGGGUCAUGAAACGGUUAUUCCGGGUUCGAGACAAUCGGAUCUGAAGAAAUCGUUCAGAGACGCUAUUCGUCCUCUUCUCACUGCCUGCUCCAGAGAGGAUUUUCUUGAUAUUUUCUCGAAAUUUAGUGUGGCUGAGCGAAAUAAGCUGUAUCUGCAGUAUAAUGAGGUGAUUGUGAAUUUGCAUCAGACAUUAGAGAGUGAGUUUGAUGCACAGUGUCAAGACUUUCAGUUUGGACCAAUUCUUGAUAAAGUUGAGCAGAUGGUCGAAGAACAGAGUUUGGAUCCCUUGUUUUCAGAGAAGACCAAUGUAAUGGACGUAGCAAAUGACUUAACAUCAGCUAAGAAGAGCGAGAUACAAAGAUUAACACGUCUGCUUCAGAGGGCUGAAGAACAGAAUCGUCAAAUGGAAGCUCGGAUCAGUCUGCUCAGAGAGCAACCACAAGAGGUCUCUGACACAGCUAAUGCAAUCAAAAGGCUGAAAACCGGGAUCUCAGCCUACUUUGAAGGAAAUGACAAGCUACCUCCAAUAUAGUUUCAAGACAAUUGCAAUGGAAAAGUGUGUAACUUUCGUUUCCGGCAUAUAAGUUUAUUAUCAUCUUAUCAAUCUAGUCACAAGACUCAGCAGCUACUUGCUACAUGUCUAACUUGUUAGAUUACAUGCCCUUAAUGUAGUUCCAAGUACAAUUCCAAUGGAAAAAAUGUGCAACUUUCAUUCCCUGCAUAUAAGUUUAUUAUCAUCUU
This is a messenger RNA of Eruca vesicaria subsp. sativa (arugula), 889 nucleotides long. Lineage: Eukaryota; Viridiplantae; Streptophyta; Magnoliopsida; Brassicales; Brassicaceae. The record is from the annotation of a GenBank genome assembly.